Messenger RNA from Marmota flaviventris (yellow-bellied marmot), 3106 nucleotides. It is a transcript of the gene Aass, whose product is annotated as aminoadipate-semialdehyde synthase. The record is from RefSeq and is a predicted model, not a curated record. NCBI's taxonomy places the organism in Eukaryota, Metazoa, Chordata, Mammalia, Rodentia, Sciuridae. Gene Ontology annotation, cellular component: cytoplasm. Gene Ontology annotation, molecular function: saccharopine dehydrogenase activity.
AGGGGACCGGUUGGCGUCCCAGAGCGGACGGGUCAGCAGGUUUCAAGAUGCUUCGAAUACACAGAAGCAACCUGACCCCACUAAGGGUCAGCCUCUCCAGAGCCCUUCACCACAAAGCUGUCAUGGCCCUCAGACGGGAGGAUGUCAACGCCUGGGAGAGAAGAGCGCCUCUGGCUCCCAAGCACAUCAAAGGGAUCACCAGUCUGGGCUACAAGGUCUUGAUACAGCCUUCCAAUCGAAGGGCCAUUCAUGAUAAGGAAUACGUCAAAGCUGGUGGUAUUCUUCAGGAGGACAUUUCCGAAGCUUGUCUAAUUUUGGGAGUUAAAAGACCUCCAGAGGAUAAGCUAAUGUCCAAGAAAACUUAUGCAUUCUUCUCCCACACAAUAAAAGCUCAAGAAGCUAAUAUGAGCUUGUUGGAUGAGGUUCUAAAACAGGAAAUCCGACUUAUUGAUUAUGAAAAAAUGGUGGAUCAUAGAGGGAUACGAAUAGUGGCAUUUGGACAGUGGGCCGGUGUGGCAGGGAUGAUCAACAUUUUACAUGGAAUGGGUUUAAGGCUCCUUGCUUUGGGACAUCACACACCUUUUAUGCAUCUUGGCAUGGCUCAUAACUACAGGAAUAGCAGCCAGGCUGUGCAAGCUGUCCGUGAUGCUGGCUAUGAAAUAUCUCUGGGUUUAAUGCCAAAGUCGAUAGGGCCCUUAACAUUUGUAUUCACAGGGACUGGUAAUGUAUCCAAGGGAGCCCAAGAAAUCUUUAAUGAACUGCCCUGUGAAUAUGUGGAGCCCCAUGAAUUAAAGGAAGUUUCCCAAACUGGAGACCUCAGGAAAGUGUAUGGGACGGUGUUAAGUCGACAUCAUCAUCUUGUCAGGAAAACAGAUGGUGUGUAUGACCCUGUAGAGUAUGACAAACAUCCUGAGCGGUACAUAAGUCGUUUUAAUACUGAUAUUGCACCUUAUACAACUUGUUUAAUUAAUGGAAUCUACUGGGAACAAAACACUCCUCGCCUAUUAACCCGCCACGAUGCUCAAAGUCUCUUGGCUCCAGUCAAGUCCUCAGUUGUUGCUGUUGAAGGCUGCCCUGCCUUACCUCACAGACUUGUGGCAAUAUGUGACAUUUCAGCGGACACAGGAGGAUCUAUAGAUUUCAUGACGGAGUGUACUACAAUAGAGCAUCCUUUUUGCAUGUAUGACGCUGACCAGCAUAUUAUUCAUGAUAGUGUUGAAGGCUCUGGGAUUCUGAUGUGUUCUAUUGACAAUUUGCCAGCACAACUUCCAAUUGAAGCUACAGAAUACUUUGGAGACAUGCUUUACCCUUAUGUUGAAGAAAUGUUAUUAUCGGAUGCAUCACAGCCUCUUGAAAGUCAGAAUUUUUCUCCUGUGGUGCGAGACGCAGUGAUCACAUCCAACGGUACAUUGACUGAUAAAUACAAAUAUAUCCAGAAACUUCGAGAGAGUAGAGAACGUGUUCAAUCAAUUUCAAUGAGUACCAAGAAAAAGGUGUUGGUUCUUGGAUCUGGCUACGUGUCUGAACCUGUGUUAGAAUACCUGUCAAGAGACAGAAACAUAGAAAUAGCAGUAGGCUCUGACAUGAUGAAUCAAAUUAAACAAUUAAGCAAGAAAUAUAAUAUCAAGCCUGUUAGCAUGAACAUUUGUACACAAGAAGAAAAGUUGGGCUCCUUGGUGGCAACACAGGAUCUUGUCAUCAGCCUGUUGCCUUAUGUGUUGCAUCCUAUCGUGGCCAAGGCAUGUGUCGCAAGCAAAGUUAACAUGAUCACUGCAAGCUACAUCACACCAGCCCUAAAAGAACUGGAAAAGAGUGUGGAGGAUGCUGGAAUCACUGUCAUUGGUGAAUUGGGAUUGGACCCUGGGCUGGAUCACAUGUUGGCAAUGGAAACAAUUGAUAAGGCCAAAGAAGUGGGAGCCACGAUUGAAUCUUACAUUUCCUACUGUGGUGGGAUCCCAGCCCCUGAACAUUCAGACAACCCUUUGAGAUACAAAUUUAGCUGGAGUCCAGUGGGCGUUUUGAUGAAUAUCAUGCAGCCUGCCACCUAUCUGCUCAAUGGAAAGGUCGUGAAUGUCACAGGAGGGGUGUCCUUUUUGGACGCAGUCACUUCCAUGGAUUAUUUCCCGGGACUGAAUCUGGAAGGGUAUCCCAAUAGAGACAGUACCAGAUACGCUGAGAUCUACGGCAUUCCGUCUGCCCACACGCUGCUGCGGGGCACACUGAGGUAUAAGGGAUAUUCCAAAGCUCUGAAUGGAUUUGUAAAACUGGGUCUGAUCAACAGAGAAGAAUAUCCUGCUCUUCGACCUGAGGCCAACCCUCUCACCUGGAAACAACUCCUCUGUGACCUAGUUGGGAUUUCACGCUCUUCCACGUGUGAUAUGCUUAAGGAAGCUGUCCUCAAGAAACUGGGAGGGGACAAAAGUCAGCUGGAGGCUGCUGAAUGGUUGGGCUUACUUGGGGAUGAUCAAGUCCCCCAGGCUGACUCCAUUGUGGACGCCCUCUCCAAGCAUUUGGCCUUGAAGCUCUCCUAUGGCCCUGAGGAAAAAGACAUGAUUGUGAUGAGAGACAGCUUUGGAAUCAGACAUCCUUCUGGACAUUUAGAAAAUAAAACUAUUGAUCUUGUGGUUUAUGGAGACUUCAAUGGCUUUUCAGCAAUGGCGAAAACUGUGGGGUUACCCACUGCCAUGGCAGCCAAAAUGUUGCUUAAUGGUGAAAUUGAAGCCAAAGGCCUGAUGGGGCCCUUCUCAAAGGAGAUCUAUGGGCCCAUUUUGGAGCGGAUUAAAGCGGAAGGCAUUAUAUAUACUACACAGAGCACAAUCAAGCUAUAAUUGGGAAUUUUAUUAUUUUUAUCUUCCCAAACAACACAACUCUCAACGUUUGUGUGAUAAAUAUGAUUGUUAAUAUGCUAUUUCAUAAAGUAUAAAGCAUGAUAUAUUUUGAUUAAGUUAAUACAAUGGCUUUUGAAAUGCAAAUCUCUAUUUUAAAAUGAAAUUUUUUAGAAUAGGAGAAUGUUUGUCAUUACCAGAGAAAUUUAGUAAUUCUAUCAUGUACUUUUUCAUAUAUAUAUAUGUAAAAGUGAUAAUCAUCAUAUGUUAAUUUAUUAUGC